This is a messenger RNA of Pyrenophora tritici-repentis Pt-1C-BFP, 753 nucleotides long. RefSeq names its product TolA, Membrane protein involved in colicin uptake. The record is from RefSeq and is a predicted model, not a curated record. NCBI's taxonomy places the organism in Eukaryota, Fungi, Ascomycota, Dothideomycetes, Pleosporales, Pleosporaceae. Gene Ontology annotation, cellular component: cytosol. Gene Ontology annotation, molecular function: RNA binding.
AUGUCUUCAGCAGGACGCGGCCGCGGCGGCAAAUUCAACAAAGUCAAGCGUGGAGGCGGCAAGAAGUUCUCGCGUGACCUACAACCGCUGAACGCAGAUGGCGAGGUCGUCGGCAUGUGGGGUGAACAACCCGACAAGGUCGAUGAAGAAUCUGAUGAAGAGGAAGGAUCAUCGGAAGAAGAGUCCAGCGAUGAGGAGGGCAAGCCUGCAGAAGAAGAGCUGACGCGCGAGCAACGCCGUGAACUCGCAAAGAAGCGCAAGGCUGCCGCGAUAGCAAAGAAGUCGCAAAAGGCGCCUGAGGCAGGCGAUAUGCCUACCGACUCGGAAGAAGACGAGGAUGACGACAUGCCCGCGAACCCAAACCACACUGCCAAAGCACGCACACAAGCCGCCAAAGCACCUGUUGACCCCGACGCUGAACCGGCUGCUGCUGCCGCCAAGGGCAAAGGAAAGCAGCAAGACCCCUCUCAGCUCUCCCGUCGUGAGCGCGAGGCUCUUCAAGCGCAGGCGAGCAAGGACCGAUAUGAGAAACUGCAUGCCGAGGGCAAGACGGAGCAAGCACGUGCGGACCUCGAACGCUUGAGGCUGGUUCGCGAACGCAGGGAUGCUGAAGCUGCGCGCAAAAAGGCCGAGGCCGAGGAGCGCGCUGAGCUGGAGAAGGAGAAGAAGGAGCUCAUGGAGCGUGAGAACAGGCGGCGGGAACAGGCCAUGGGCAAGGCGAACCGUCUUGCCAAGGGAGGCAAGAAGAAGUGA